AUGCCAUUUCAGCCGAAUAUGUCACAUAUAUUAUCAUGGAAUAUAUCCAUGGUAGAACUGGAGAUCAGAUACUUGGGUCUACCUCCAUUCCAGCCGAGAGGAAGGGAGUAUACCAAUAUAUGGCUACAGCUAUACAGAAGCUAUUACGAAUCCCUAUUCCUCCAGAACUCCCCCCCCCAAUCGGCCUUGAAUAAUGACGUGUUUAGGCUUGUUAUGUUUUUGGAUACUGAAGCCCCCCGGAUCUAUCAAAACGCUGAUCAGCUUGAGCUGCAUUUGAAUACGAUAUUUAUUACUGCCCACGAUAUAUGCUUUACAGAACUUUUAUACUUACAUAUGGGCAGCAUUUACGAACAAUUAAAAGGGCUCUCCAAUGAACCAAUGGUCUUUUGCUAUGGGGAUAUCCAUCCCGGAAACUUUAUCAUCAACGAUGAUGGGCACAUUACUAUUAUCGACUUCUCUGAAACAAGUAUACUCCCAUCUAGCUUUGCCAGAUAUGCAAUAGUCAGCACGUCUAAGUUAAGCCGUGGAUAG
This is a messenger RNA of Trichophyton rubrum CBS 118892, 531 nucleotides long. RefSeq lists its product as uncharacterized. The record is from RefSeq and is a predicted model, not a curated record. The coding region runs from base 1 to 531 and encodes 176 amino acids. The transcript has a single exon. NCBI's taxonomy places the organism in Eukaryota, Fungi, Ascomycota, Eurotiomycetes, Onygenales, Arthrodermataceae.